Stegodyphus dumicola is the source of this 3109-nucleotide messenger RNA. Its product is annotated as equilibrative nucleoside transporter 3-like. Gene Ontology annotation, molecular function: nucleoside transmembrane transporter activity. Gene Ontology annotation, biological process: nucleoside transmembrane transport. The record is from RefSeq and is a predicted model, not a curated record. NCBI's taxonomy places the organism in Eukaryota, Metazoa, Arthropoda, Arachnida, Araneae, Eresidae. Gene Ontology annotation, cellular component: plasma membrane.
GGCGUUUAUUGACUUUAGAGUGUGAUGACAUUUAAACUACAGAUUUAUUUGAUGUGGGGCCCGUUUAAUUUCGUGCAUUUGUUACAUAAACGGUAUUCUUCUCAGCAUGUUUUUAUCUUAUCUGCUGUAUCUUGUGCAAGUAGUAAAACAUAAUCUUUGUUUGAAUAGUUUGAUUCAUUAAUGAAUUAAUCAAGUCAUCUCAUAUGUAGAAAGGAAGAUGCAUUUUCCAUUCUUUCUUUUAAGCAUCCUAUAAUUAAGUAUGUCCAGUAUUCAGUUCGACUAUUCUACUCUUUCGACAUCAAUCAGUCGAAGUGAGCUCAGCGCUAUCAUCGGUCGUCACAUUGUGGAGAGUAGUUAUGAUAUUAACGAAGAAACAAGCUCCGAAAGAUCCAGUAGUUCGGGAGAUGUGUAUGUGCAACCAUCUCCUCCGGAUAGAUAUAAACUAGUAUUUCUGACAUUUGGCCUUUUAGGUAUUGGAACACUUCUCCCGUGGAAUUUUUUUAUCACAGCAAAUGAUUAUUGGAUGUACAAGUUCCGUAGUACUUCAAAUGGAAGUUGCACUAAUCUUCAGAAUAAAACGGACCUUCAAGCUGCAUUUACUAGUUAUUUGACAAUGUCAAAUAAUGUGCCUUAUGUUUUAUUUCUUAUACUUUGUAUGUUUUAUAAUAAUAGAUUUUCUAAGAUGCUUCGUGUCAUUGCACCAUUAUUCGUCAUGUUUGCUUUAUUUUCUAUCAUCACUGCCUUUGUCCAGAUUAAUACUGACAAAUGGGAAAUGGUCUUUUUUGAUCUGACACUUUUAUUAAUAAUACUUGUUGGAAUUACAAGUGCUGUUCUGCAGUCUGGUGUUGCAGCCAUAGCAGCUCUUCUGCCACCAAAAUACAUGCAUGUUAUGGUUUUAGGGCAGGCCUUUGCUGGAAUAGUAGCUUCUGUAGUUCAGAUUGUGUCACUUCUUGGUCAUUGUGAUUCCAGAAAAAGUGCUUUUAUAUAUUUUUUCUCUGCUGAUACUGUGAUACUCCUUACUUUAAUAGCCUAUAUUGGCAUUCAGAAGACUGAAUUCUUCAAAUUUCAUGUGUUCACUCUCAAAGAUACUACAGUACUCAAAGAUGUAUCUGAACCUGAAGUGAAACCUAAAUUAUCAGUUUUCCUCGUUACAAAGCUGGUAUGGCCUUAUGCAUUGUCCAUCCUUCUUGAUUUUUGGGUUACAAUAGGUAUUUUCCCUGGUUUAGCUGUUUUAUCAGUGCCUAAUUCUCAAGAAGGUUUAUGGAAUGGUAAACUUUAUCUCCCACUAACAUGUUUUUUGUUAUUCAAUGUGAGUGAUUUUUGUGGCCGAUCUGUUGGUGGGUGGUUGCCUAUGCCUCCAUCUUGGCGAAUUCAUUUGCUUGCACUUUGUUCUGCACGAGUGAUCUUCGUUCCUUUAUUUAUGCUGUGUAAUCUUCAACCACGGUAUCAUCUUCCUGUUAUAUUUGACAGUGAUAUUUAUUACAUUUCAUUUGUAACAUUAUUAGGAUUUACAAAUGGAUACUUCAUUGCAGUAGCAAUGGUAAUGGGAAUUAAAUCUGUCAAUCCAUUGCUCCAAGAAAUGGCUGGUGUUGUCCUCUCAGCAUUUUUAGGUGGAGGAUUGAUGUUAGGAGCAUUUUCUUCAUACAUCAGCCUUAAAAUUAUUUAAUAUUAUUUUUAUACACUGUUAUUUCUGUAAUCUCAUUUUUUGAGUAUUUACUACAGCUCAUAAAUUUUGUAUUUCAAUGUCUGUUGUUGAUAUAUUAACUGCAAUUUGUUACUCUGAAUGUACCAUUGUGUGAAACAAUUUUAUUUGCAAAUUCCAAAGAAUAUACAUAUAUGUUACUGUAUAUACAAUUAUUGUUACUGCAACUUUUAUUGUGAUUUAUAAGCAUCCUUUAUUGCAAUGGUCACUUUUUUCUGUAUCUGUGAAAAAUGUGCUUUGUGGCACAUUUAAUUGUGUAUACUUUUCUCUAAUCAUUAAUCAUUUAAAAUCAGUUAUCAAAGUAAAUAUAAACUGUUUUAAAACAAAAGUCUUCAUUUUUGUUAAAAUACAUUUCACACUGUGUGUGAAAUAGUAUUAUCUUCCAAAUGAACAUCAUAAUUUGAAAUUUUAGAACUCAUCCAUAUUAAAUAUAGACACCAUUUAAUUAACAUGAAUUCAUUUAUCAUGUUUCAUUAAUGGCAGUCAUUAACAUUUAAUGUGAUAUCAACUUGUACAAGAAAAGUGUAGAAAUUUUAUCAAGGUUAUGUUAAUAUUUGCCCAGUGUCAAGCAUAUGACUACCCCUUUCACCUAGUAGGAUGAUGAUCAUUGCCAAACCAUCAUCACCCUUUCUUUCCAAAACUCAACAAAAAUAUAUGCAUUUAUUUUCACUAAAUUAUUUUUAAUUUGUUUUAUAAAUUAAAUAAGAAAAAAUGUAGAAAAUAUUGAUAAAUAAAAAUUGCCCAGUGUCAAGCAUAUGACUACCCCUUUCACCUAGUAGGAUGAUGAUCAUUGCUAAACCAUCAUCAUCACCCUUUCUUUCCAAAACUCAACAAAAAUAUAUGCAUUUAUUUAAACUAAAUUAUUUUUAAUUUGUUUUAUAAAUUAAAUAAGAAAAAAUGUAGAAAAUAUUGAUAAAUAAAAAAACUUGAACAAAAGUAGCUUUUUAACUAAAAUUAAAUACUUAAACUGUUAAAUGAAAGGCUGACUGAAUUCCCCUCCCGUCAAAACUGAAAUUCCACUGGUUCAGAAACUACAGGUAAUAAAGUUAAUCUCAUUAUAGAGAUUAUCACUAUUGUUAGCACUAAAGUGAACUAGUUUUCAGAUCACUAAACAAUAUUUUCAUAACAAGAAGGUCUUUUAAGUGUACAACGUAUUUCAGAUUCAGUGACAAUCCCCUUAAAUGGAAAAUCUUUAUGGUAAUUUACUUUUAAAUGUUGAGUAAAAACAUUUUUAAGAAACAAUCGCAAGACUCGACAGCCUACUAGAAUAUCAACUGACAUGAAAGAAGAAAAUAAUAGGUGCUAAUUCUGACAUAAAUUGUGUCACAUAUUCAUAUUAAUUAUUUUAUGCAAUUUUUGUUAAAUAUUGUGACUGUUUUAAAAUAAAUAAAUAAAAGGCUGACCUCA